Molecule: messenger RNA, 3000 nt
Organism: Miscanthus lutarioriparius
Lineage: Eukaryota; Viridiplantae; Streptophyta; Magnoliopsida; Poales; Poaceae
Source: the annotation of a GenBank genome assembly
AUGUUGCCACCGCCGCUGCCCCUCUUCUCCCCGUCCCCAAAGGCCCCGCCUCCGCCGCCAUGGCUCCACGGGUCCUCCACCCAAAGCCGCGACUCCGCACCCCCGGUGCCUCCACCCCCCGCGGAGGCAACUCCUCCCAAGCCCCGCACCGACAGCCCCAAACUGGCACCGGCAAGGAAAAGCACCAAAACAACAGCCAAGCCCCUCACUGCCGGAGUCCCCGGGGGCCGCACCCACCGAGCGGUCCUCGGCAUCAUCCGGCGCGUUCGCUCCCUCGAGCUCUCCGAUGCUCCGAAACCGAGCUCUGUCCACACCAGCAACGCCGGUGCAGCCGCCGCAUUCCACCUUCCAAUCGAGCCGUCCCCGCCGCGGGAACCAGGCCAAGAAGUGGUGGGGAAGGCGAAGCCGCGGGCGGUUCCGUGGGCGGCUGCUAGGGACGAGGGCCUCAAGGUCGCGCUGCGGCGGGAGAAGAAGCCGCGGGAGCCGACGCGCGCCGAGACCGAGCUGGAGACCGACGAGCUGGACCGCCUGCGGCGGUUGGCGCGCGGGAUGGGCAGGUGGGUGCGGGCCAAGAAGGCCGGGGUCACUGACGAGGUGGUGAAGGAGAUGCGAAGGGAAUGGGCCAGUACUGGUGGUGAGGAGCUCGCCGCCGUGCGCAUCGUCGAGCCACUCCGCCGGUCCAUGGACCGCGCCAGGGAAAUUCUCGAGAUAAAAACAGGAGGCUUAGUUGUCUGGACAAAAGGAGACAUCCAUUUUGUCUACAGAGGAAGCAAAUAUCAGCAAAACGCAAAGCAUAGUCACACUUCUCUAACUAAUGUUCAUAAAGGCUCUCUAGUAAAACAUAAUGUUCGUACAACCCUACUUAAGUAUGGGAGCGAAGGUCCAGCGUUAAUCAACAGUUAUGGUGAAGCAGAUGAUGCUUUUCAAGAAAACAAUCAAAGUAUUUGUGACCAGAAGGAUGAAGAACCUGUCAAGGGAACACUAUAUGAGAGAGAAGUCAAUAGACUAUUGGACACUUUGGGCCCUCGAUUUGUUGAUUGGUGGUGGGACACACCAUUACCUGUGGAUGCUGAUCUCCUCCCAGAGUUUGUUCUAGGCUUUAAGACUCCAUUUAGGCAGUGCCCUCCUAGUGUGAGACUCACACUAGCUGAUGAGGAGCUGACAUACUUGCGCAAGCUUGCACGCCCUUUGCCAACACAUUUUGCCCUUGGUAGAAAUACAAGAUUGCAGGGUUUGGCUGCUGCUAUACUGAAACUUUGGGAGAAAAGCCUUAUAGCAAAAAUUGCAGUGAAAGUAGGUAUCCAGAAUACGAACAAUGAACAAAUGGCAUGGAACCUGAAGCAUCUUACAGGAGGCACUGUGAUAUUGAGAAACAAGUAUUUUAUUAUUCUAUAUAGAGGCAAGGAUUUUCUUCCUGGUGGAGUUGCUCAAACUGUUAUUCAACGAGAAGCUCAGGUACAUGAUGAACAGGUGAAGGAAGAGGAAGCUCGACUGAAAGCAGUUGACUCACUUCAGAUGGUUGGUGAAUUAUCAUCUGAAGAAAGUUCUGUAGGAACUUUCAGGGAGUAUCAGGAUUUCCAUGCUGACCUUGUGCAUGAAAAUACUGAAAAGUCCAACAUCAUGAUUGAACUAGGGGCCGAGAAGUAUAGAUUGGAAAAGGAACUGAAAGACCAUGAAUGGAAGCUUUCCAUUCUCAACAAGAAGAUUGAAAGAUCUAACCAGGCACUGGCAAAGCUUCACAGUUCUUGGAGCCCUUCAGAUCAGUCUGCUGAUAGAGAACUCUUGACAGAAGAGGAAAAGAUGAUGUUCCGCCGGAUUGGGUGCAAAAUGGAUGGGCUUGUUCUCCUAGGAAGACGGGGUAUCUUUGAUGGUGUAAUUGAAGAGAUUCACCAGCACUGGAAACAUAAAGAGGUUGUGAAAGUAAUUACAAAGCAGAAUCAAGCCCGACAGAUCAUGUACACAGCGAAUCUGCUUGAGGUUGAGACAGGUGGAAUAUUAAUAGCAGUAGAAAAGCUCACAACCAGCCAUGCCAUAAUACUUUACCGUGGAAAAAACUAUCGCCGCCCAGCAAAAUCAUCAUUUAGUAAUCUCCUAACGAAAAGAGAAGCGCUCCGAAGAUCAAUUGAGGUCCAACGACGAGGGGCUGAUGGCCAGAUGCCUGGUGACAAGACCAUUGGGGGAGGUGAUGAUGCUUUCAACACCUUCUUCAGUGAGACUGGCGCUGGGAAGCACGUCCCCCGUGCUGUGUUUGUUGACCUUGAGCCCACUGUCAUCGAUGAGGUGAGGACUGGCACCUACCGCCAGCUCUUCCACCCAGAGCAGCUCAUCAGUGGCAAGGAGGAUGCAGCCAACAACUUCGCCCGUGGUCACUACACCAUUGGCAAGGAGAUUGUUGACCUGUGCCUUGACCGUAUGAGGAAGCUUGAGGACAACUGCACUGGUCUCCAGGGCUUCCUCGUCUUCAACGCUGUUGGUGGAGGAACGGGAUCUGGCCUUGGUUCCCUCCUCCUGGAGCGCCUGUUUGUUGAUUACGACAAGAAAUCCAAGCUCGGGUUCACGGUGUACCCAUCCCCCCAGGUCUCUACCUCGGUGGUUGAACCAUACAACAGUGUCCUGUCCACCCACUCCCUCCUCGAGCACACUGAUGUUGUCGUACUGCUCGACAACGAGGCCAUCUAUGACAUCUGCCGCCGCUCCCUUGACAUUGAGCGCCCAACCUACACCAACCUCAACAGGCUUGUGUCCCAGGUCAUCUCAUCCCUGACUGCCUCCCUGAGGUUCGAUGGUGCUCUGAACGUUGAUGUGAAUGAGUUCCAGACCAACCUGGUGCCCUACCCAAGGAUCCACUUCAUGCUUUCUUCCUACGCUCCAGUGAUCUCUGCGGAGAAGGCCUACCAUGAGCAGUUGUCCAUGGCUGAAAUCACCAACAGCGCCUUCGAGCCAUCCUCCAUGAUGGCCAAGUGCAACCCCGCCAUGGCAAGUACAUGGCCUGCUGCCUAA